AUGCGGGACAAAGGAUUUUCAGCUCAAGGCCCGAUCUUCUGCAUUUAUUCCAUUUUUGUAACAUUGCACCUCGUUUAUGGAGAUCUGAGCUAUUCCUUUCCCGAGGAGAUGAAACGAGACUCAGUGAUUGGAAAUAUAGCCAAGGAUCUCGGUUUUGAUUUGAGGACUUUAUCUUCCCGGAAGGCUCGUAUUAAUUUUGAGGGCACUCAUAAGCGUUACUGUGAUAUUAAUCUGAGAACGGGGGAUCUGAUCACAUCGGAGAGAAUCGACAGAGAAAGCCUUUGUGCCAAGAAACCUUCAUGUGUUGUGCAAGUGGAUCUGGUGUUAGAAAAUCCUUUAGAGCUUCAUCGUGUAAGUCUUCAUAUACAAGACGUGAACGACAACUCGCCAAAAUUCAAAAAGAAUUUGAUUGAGAUGGAAAUACGCGAGUCGGCAGACAGAGGUAACCGCUUCUCAAUAGAGCAGGCCCGUGACGCAGAUAUUGGUCAAAAUGCUGUGCAAAGGUACGAGCUUCAAAAGAACGACAACUUUAUUCUGGCUGUUGAUAGCAACAAGGUUGAACUCGUACUGGAAAACACUCUUGAUAGAGAGAAACAAAGCGAGAUGAAUUUACUUCUCACAGCUUUGGACGGUGGAUCUCCUCAGAGAUCCGGCACCGUAGUCAUACACGUCACUGUGCUGGAUGCUAAUGAUAACGCCCCAGUGUUCAGCCAGGCUGUUUAUAAGGCCAGUCUGCCUGAAAACUGUCCUUUAGAUACAACAGUGAUUAAAGUCAGUGCGACAGACGCAGACGAAAGACUGAACGGAGAUGUAACGUAUGACUUAAGUCACGUGUCUGACGACGACAUAAAUGUAUUUUCCAUUGAUCCUAAAACGGGAGACAUUAAAGUAACUGCUAUGAUUGACUUUGAAGACAGAAAUUCUUUUGAAAUGAGAGCAGAAGCGAAAGAUGGUUUAGGUCUAACUUCUUAUGCCAAAGUGUUAAUAGAUGUAACUGAUGUAAAUGAUAACCCCCCAGGGAUAUUUGUAAAAUCACUCACUAACCCCACACCGGAGAACGUGCCAACUGGUACAGAGGUGGGCAUCAUUAAUGUUCAGGACAAAGACUCCGGGAAUAACGGGCAGGUCCGCUGUUCGAUCCAGCAGGGACCCCGUACCUUGCUGUAA
Neolamprologus brichardi is the source of this 1167-nucleotide messenger RNA. Lineage: Eukaryota; Metazoa; Chordata; Actinopteri; Cichliformes; Cichlidae. The record is from RefSeq and is a predicted model, not a curated record.